AUCAUUUAUCACGUGACAACACUGAGCCAGAACCAGGAAGAAGAUUGCCAAGAAGGAAAACAACAUAUACCUGAAAUUAGAAGUAGCUGUGUCAGCGCCGUGAGAAUUAACAAAAAGGAAAGAACAAACACCCACUGCCAUGGACGAGACACUCUUUCAAUUAAAGUUUACAGCAAAGCAGUUGGAAAGACUGUCAAAGAAGGCAGAGAAGGACUCAAAGGCCGAACAAGCCAAGGUUAAGAAGGCCCUCCAGCAGAAGAAUGUGGAGUGUGCCAGGGUGUAUGCCGAGAACGCCAUUCGCAAAAAAAAUGAGGGUGUCAACUGGCUACGCAUGGCCUCACGUGUGGACGCUGUGGCCUCUAAGGUCCAGACCGCAGUCACCAUGAAAGGAGUCACAAAGAACAUGACUCAGGUGACCAAGGCCCUAGAUAAGGCUCUUGGCUCCAUGGAUUUGCAGAAGGUGUCAGCCGUCAUGGACAAGUUUGAGACACAGGUGCAGAACCUGGACGUUCACACCUCGGUGAUGGAGGACUCGAUGAGCUCUGCCACCACCCUGACCACACCCCAGGAGCAGGUGGACGACCUGAUAGUGCAGAUAGCCGAGGAGAGUGGCCUGGAGGUAAUGGACCAGCUCAACCAGCUGCCAGCUGGUGCCAGUUCUCUGGGGGAGAGCUCCCGGGCCCAGGAGAGGGAGGACCAGCUUUCGCGCAGGUUGGCCGCCUUGCGGAACUGAGGACCCGUCUCAGUGGCUGUUUCGUAGAGUGGAGAGCAGAGGUUAGAUGUUCACUGAGAAAGAGACAACCAGGACAGUUUGGCUCUCUGCAAUUCUAUUGAACUGUUCCUACAGUGAAGACCUGACAAGCCUUUAUUGAUUCACCCGUCUAUUUAUAUACACAUUGGCGCUCGGUGUGGCUGAAAAUACUACUGAGUGUGUGUUUCGUUCUUUCUCCCGCCCACGCACGCACACACACUCACUUUCUCCCGUUUUACACUGUAAACAAUCUGUCUCCCCUGUGACUUUUUGUCCUCCCUUUUCUAUUUCUGUCUUGUCUCUUUCCCAUCACCUCUUUCCCCAUAUGUCCCCCUUUCUCUUCUGUUCUCUCCUCUGUCGCCCCCCACCCACACACACACACACACACACACACACACAUACAUACAGAUGCUGGCUGUAUUGUGAGCCCCUCACAUCUGAGGUUCAGUAUCCGAUCGGAAGAGCAGAGCUCAACAUAGUCUUUUAUCCAGAGAUGUUUUCAAUAUGUACAAAGGAAAUGUAAAAAAAGUUUACUGUAUUUAGGAAUGAGUGCUGCUUUCAGCCCGGCCAUAUCCUUGGAUGAUGGCUCUCAUCUUUUCCCCAUAGCAAUUUAGGUUUCACGGUCUUCUCGAGAGUUUUAUAUACAAUACCUGUUUUGUUCAAACUGAGGCAGGAAUACGAUAAUACAAGAGCUGAAAUGAAAAACAGGAUUGCAGGGGAUCGUUCUGAUGCAGUCAUGGGAGCUGCCAACCAUAGAACAUGUCUCUUUCCCUGACUUGUUUUGCUGUAGAUAUUAGUCAGAACAGGAACAUGGAUAUUUAGGAGAAACACUAAGACAUCUGGGAACUGGUUUCCUUUUGACCCCCCCCUCCCACUCCUGUAUCACAUCAUUUAAAGUCAUGGGACUUAGUCACAGCAUAAACAGUCACCAUUUGCAUUGCAUGCAGUGUAAUACUGCUGCAAAAUGCAUAAUUUUUUGCUCUGUAAAACAGCUUUUGAAUUUGUGUAAUACAUUGGUAACUGUUUUUAGUUUUUUUGUUGUUGCUGGAUUAUUCAAUUUUAUUUUUUUUAUUUCUUUUUCAGUGAUUCAUGUUUUUAUUGCUCUGAUGUGUCUGGUUUCUUUGGUGAAUUGUUUGUUGUUGUUGUUGUUGUUGUUGUUUUUUCAUGAAUGCCUUACUGUCACACAGCUGCUUGUCUGGGUGCUCUUCCUCAGUGCCUCUGUUAGAAAACCCAUAGAGAGCUUAAGAGCUGUAACGACAAUAAGAACACCCCCACCCACCCACACACCUCCCAUCUCAUCCCAUCCACCAUCAUUACCAUUACUGGCUCCAUGUUGUCAUGGAAACAAGGAAGUCCCCUUUCUCUCUCUCACACACACUCUGUAGUCCUGCCACAAUCAGCCCUGGGUGAAUCUUUGCUUGGUUCCUUCUGCCAUGAUGACUAUCAUCAUUUUAAUUUCAGUUUGUUUUGUUUGGUGGCUCUCCCCGUCUCAGUUGAGAUGGUAGGGCAGGGGUUUAUUUGUACUUUAACUUACAAAAAUGACUCAAAGCGGCAGAGAUCUUUCUUUUGUAUAUUUAACUUGUGGAAAUAAAAUUCCCUCUGAUAUUA
Molecule: messenger RNA, 2359 nt
Organism: Alosa alosa (allis shad)
Lineage: Eukaryota; Metazoa; Chordata; Actinopteri; Clupeiformes; Clupeidae
Gene: chmp1a
Product: charged multivesicular body protein 1A
Exons: 7
Coding region: 140-733 (197 amino acids)
Biological process (GO): endosome transport via multivesicular body sorting pathway; late endosome to vacuole transport; protein transport
Cellular component (GO): ESCRT III complex; multivesicular body
Source: RefSeq, a predicted model, not a curated record